AUUUCGAGUAUUUUGCAACGGUGUGAAACUGUGUGUACGUGCAAACCUUUCUUAUAUUGCAGUGAUUGACCACAUUUGUAUUGAAUUUCUUUUGCUGAUUUUAUUCGCCGAAUGGUACGUGUGAGCGGCUGUCGUUUGUUGUUUAGUUAUUGCACAUCAUUGGUUCGCAGAAGUGCAUAUUCCACUAUGGGCGAAGCACAGGGAUUGACGGACAAGGAAGCAAAGGAACUGCUAAAACUUCCUGAUGCUGAAACGAAGGAUUUCAUUUUCCAACAAACCAUGUACCGAAUCAAAGACCCACGAGCUUCCAUUCCUUUCUACAACGAAGUUCUCGGCAUGAAUUUGUUGUGCAAAAUGGAUUUCCCAGAGGCGCAGUUCUCGCUUUACUUUAUGGGCUACGAGGACAUCGCAAACCAACCUUCUGACAAAAAGCAAUGCAUUCAAUGGGCCAUGAGUAGGAAGGCUACUUUGGAGCUGACUCAUAACUGGGGCACAGAAAGCGACCCGGAUCAGAAGUACCAUAACGGUAAUACCGAUCCGCGGGGAUACGGCCACAUUGGAAUCAUGGUACCGGAUGUGAACAAGGCUUGUGCACGGUUCGAUCAGCUCGGAGUGGAAUACAUCAAGCGCCCCGAGGAUGGUCGCAUGAAGGGGCUGGCCUUCAUUAAGGACCCGGACGGUUACUGGAUUGAGAUCUUCAACGCGUCGAAGGUUGCCGGAGUGUAAACGCCGGAUUCAUCACUUUUGGAAGUGAUCCAUCCCGCGUUCGUUCUAUCAAGCCCAGAGAGAAGUUUAUGACAUCGAAUGUCAAGUAUUUCUCGUUUUAAAAUUUUGUUGAAAAUUGUGCCUUAUAUUUAUUUGUUUCUUUGAAUUGUUUUGUUCGGAAGAUAUCGAUAGUGAGUCAAUAAACUUUGCUAACAUAAAA
This is a messenger RNA of Toxorhynchites rutilus septentrionalis, 925 nucleotides long. It is a transcript of the gene Glo1, whose product is annotated as lactoylglutathione lyase. The record is from RefSeq and is a predicted model, not a curated record. NCBI's taxonomy places the organism in Eukaryota, Metazoa, Arthropoda, Insecta, Diptera, Culicidae. Gene Ontology annotation, molecular function: lactoylglutathione lyase activity; metal ion binding. The transcript is spliced from 5 exons. The coding region runs from base 112 to 726 and encodes 204 amino acids.